Molecule: messenger RNA, 1344 nt
Organism: Bacidia gigantensis
Lineage: Eukaryota; Fungi; Ascomycota; Lecanoromycetes; Lecanorales; Ramalinaceae
Exons: 2
Coding region: 1-1344 (447 amino acids)
Source: RefSeq, a predicted model, not a curated record
AUGACGUUCAAUGAUACCAAUCCUACAGCCCGUCGGCAAGAGUGCAGCGCUCAGUCGCCGGGUGCAACAUUUGGAAAUGAGGAAGCAAAGACGUCGGAAAGAAAUGAUCGCGGUGUCCCACAGAGUUCUAAAAGUGCUGACAACAGAAUUGGAAAUUCGCUGGUCUCUGGUUUCCUGAAAUUUCGACAAUUGAUUUCGACUGAAGCGCAACCAAAGCUUGAGAAAGCCCAUGCGGACCCAAAGGCGGCUUUUGAGGGUCGCCGACACACACUUCAGCCCGUACACGUCAUUGACAAAAUCAAGCCUCAGCCGCGGAUGAACGCCCAGCAAGCUUUGCACAGAGAAAAAAAUGAACGAAGGGAAUCUAAAGGAGUCACUGCCAUCUUCCAGCGACAGAAGACAGAGAUUAUGGACUUGCGUGAAAACCUUUCAAAAACCCAAAGCGAAUUGGCCGCCUGCAAAAACGAUCUCCUGUGUCUGCAGCCUUUAGCUCAAGUGCCAGAUUCGGUGAUUGAGGGGGAGUUCGACUCUCUCUGUCACUCUGUAACCGAGUGGGCGAAUGAUGAGAUAGACACUUUUGAGACGGCAAAUCCGGGCCUUAGUCUGACUGAGCUAUUUGCCAUUGAUCGGAAGAGUCAUCUAGGAAUUUUACUACAUGAGCAUCCUAGGGCUUCAGAGUAUGUCAUCAGGUGCUCGCUCCACACUAGAUUGAGAGAUUUCGUUUUUGCUCAGGAAAAUUACAUGCUCGGUCUCUCAGGCAUCGUGAGACAUGCCUUAAUCGCAGCAGAGAAUUCAAUGUCAGAGCUUGAACCUCGAAAGAACAAGUCCGUGAUAGCUAAUUGGCGUUCUGAAACAUUGAGCGCUCUCUUAGCCACUGAGACAUACAAGACGGCCUUCAACCAGCGCAUUCAGUAUAUCACCAGAGAGAUAUUUCAUGACUUACAAUUGGUGUUGCCAGCGCUAUUUGAUGCUGAGGAAGCGAAGGUUCGGCUUUAUUUUAAAGUUAUGCAAGCCGCAAGCAGUCUUGCAAAGAAGGUACAGACUUCGUCAAGUCGCUUCGAUUUCGAUCACAAGGAAGGUAUGUUCGAACCUCGAGAAGUUUGGUACCCAGCAACGGUAACACAGAUCUCGCGCAUCACGAUGGUCGACUUGUCAACGAGCAAAGUUAUCAAAUCCGAGCGUCAGGUGGUGGGAGAUGCAGAAGGAAACAUUGGAGACUUCAUCUUUCAGUUUGAGCCAGCAAUUGACCGUAUCAGUCCAAGCGGAGAAAUAAUCCCAAUACGGAAAGCGGCAUGGUUGAUCGAUCUUUACCAACCAUUGGUAAAGCGACAACGAAUGAAAUGA